CUCUUUAUAUCUCUCUCUAUCCCCUAUCUAUCUCUUCUGCUCUUCUCUUCCCACUAUCCUUUCUUAUAAGCCAAAUUCACCACUGAUCUGAAUCUCUUCUCUUUUGUUCUUCUGGGAAGGUUCUUGGUUGCCAGUGGAGAGCAGGAGUGACGUCGUACGUUGAACCAUCAAUCCUCUUCCUCUCUCUCUCUCUCUCUCUCUCUCUCUCUCUCUCCAGGGGUCAAAGUGGAAUCAACAGGCUAAUUCUCUCAGGUCUUCUUCUUCUGCCAAGUCACGGAAUUAAGUAGCCUUCUUUGAUUCCUUCUUCUACCUCACAGAUCUAAACAUAUAUGGAGAUCAGCGAAGCAAGAAAAGACAGUAGUAAGUGCUUCGCAGAAGUGGAAGAAGAGGAGCAUCAGUUUCUCCCACCAGUCUCCUCUACUUCUCCCUCUUCCUCCUCUGCCUUCGUUGUCCACUGGACCGACGGUUCCGAACCAUCCCCUUCAUCUACAACUGAACCAGCGGCUGCUACGGUCGAAAAGGAGCAUAUGUUCGAAAAAGUCGUCACACCAAGCGACGUCGGUAAACUGAACCGUCUGGUGAUACCGAAACAGCACGCAGAGAAAUAUUUCCCCUUAGACUCUUCUACUCAUGACAAAGGUCUUCUUCUCAACUUCGAAGAUCGCAACGGCAAGCCAUGGAGAUUCCGGUACUCCUAUUGGAACUCAAGCCAAAGCUACGUCAUGACUAAAGGGUGGAGCCGUUUUGUGAAGGAGAAGAGGCUCGAUGCAGGUGACACCGUCUCCUUCGGCCGGGGUGUCGGCGACGCUGCCAGAGACCGACUUUUCAUUGAUUGGAAAAGGCGGCCCGACCCGCACUACGACCCGCCCGCUUCUCUCCGCAUCCCUCGCUUCGCUUACCACCCCACCGCCUCACACCAUCCUUAUCUCCCCUUUCCCCGCUCGUCCACCGUCCCAUGGGCUACCAGCCGCUUUUUCGCCCCGAGUAGUCUGGCUACCAACUAUUUAUACUUCCGCUCCCCUCAGCCCGGCCCGCAGCCCGAUCGCGGCCCUACUAUACCCAUGGUGCUUGACUCCUUUCCGGUGGGCCAAGCCAAAGCCUCAGGUGCGACCAAGCGGGUUCGUCUCUUUGGCGUUAAUCUUGAGCCGCCGCGUGAUGCAGAAGAUGAUACCGAUGGAGCGGCAGGGUUGCUUAAGCUUCAGCUACGCGGUUCUCUUCCCUCUCAUGAGCUCCGUCUUGGUGGCGGCGGCGGCGGCGGCAGCGUUCCGUCGUCUUCUUCUUCAUCUUCGUCCCGGGGAGGGAAAGACGGGCUUAUCAUCAAUUCUCCAUCAUUGGAUCUCGACAUGUGACUAGCGUUAGAUGGGACAAUUAAUUCUUUCUUUCUUGCUUGUUUGCUUGCUUACUGUUUAUUUGCUUUGGAAAAAGAGCACUAGUGCUGAUUAUUACUUAAAUUAUGAGUUGGAGUAUUUGUUGUGGAAGAAAUGAAUGAAUAGAAGAAUGUAACUAGUUAGAUCACUUUCUCCUCCAUGAAUCCUCCUUUAUUUCAAUUGUAAAUACAGCACUCUUCAAUGUGUUAUUAUUAACAUAUAUAUCUCUUAAUUUAUUUAUUUUAUAUGUUCGAAAUGCUCUGCGUUUCAACCUGGAUCGAUGGAUGUUUUUCAGGAGUUAAAGGAGAAGAGUAAGAUGGCUGACUUGUAUCUUCUUAAAGGAAAUGGACCGUCUAAUCCGUGAAGAUGAAAGCCAUGAAUGCUCCCAGUGCAGGUUGCUGGUAGGCUGUAGCUGAGCAUAUGAGAAUUAAUUGAGAUAUACAUAUUCUCUGAUUUACGGGGAUUUGUGAUACGAUAUAUAGCUUCUAUGCUUGCAAUAGAGAGAGGAACUUACUAUUUUUCAACUUUUGUUCAUAGAUCAGAAGCAUUCUGAUGUUUUUGCCUUUUCAGAUUAGUAAUAAAUGUCAGCCAACAAAGAUUGGUUCAUGUUCAUUCAGGUUGACAGUAGAGAUUCCGUCCUUUGGCUUCUGUUAAUGAGCCAGAUUUGAAUAUCUAAGCCAUCAAUAAGAUAUAAAUCAUGUUGUUAUACAGAAAUCAGACUUUGCAAAUGAAGUUUUCUGUGAAUUAUUGGUA
Molecule: messenger RNA, 2120 nt
Organism: Dendrobium catenatum
Lineage: Eukaryota; Viridiplantae; Streptophyta; Magnoliopsida; Asparagales; Orchidaceae
Product: B3 domain-containing protein Os03g0120900
Exons: 3
Coding region: 330-1349 (339 amino acids)
Molecular function (GO): DNA binding; DNA-binding transcription factor activity
Source: RefSeq, a predicted model, not a curated record